GGGUUUUAAACGGCGUUUGCUUUAAAACACCUUAUUGAUACAUCUGCGGUAAAUAUCGCGCUUUCUGAAAUACGAUUGGUCCACAUGUCAUCGCGGUUGGUGCCUAGGAAACCAUACAUGCACAUCGCGAAACGCAUCGCGCACGAACUCGCUCGCGGAAAAAUAAUCACUAUGAUAUUUGCCGUAAAUAGAAUAUGAAAAGAAAAGCUAUGGCUGGACGCGAAUAUUCGAAACUUUCGCAAGCGGAUGAAGAAACAGGCUGCCAGUUCGUCAGACAAGAGAAACAUCGACAUGAAAAUGACGCGAGGAGAAGAUUGGUCACCGCGUGUCUGUUUUGUGUAGUAUUUAUUAUCUGCGAGGUUACAGGUAAGAAAAAAAUUACAGACUGCCGAGGAAAUAAUAAAUGAAUGAUAUGAGCACUAACCAUUUCCAUACUUGCCAUCUGUGUUAAAAAAAGUUAGUGCCUUGUCUUUUCAUUCGGCUGAUCGAUUAGUCAACUUUAAAAAUCUUUCGAACAGAAAAACGGCGAUUUGUUUCGAAAAGUAAAGCUUUUAUGAACAGAAGUUUACACUUCCUUCAAAAUGAAAGCAAUUUAGCGAUCAACAUAAUGAGUUAAUUAUAUGCAAAAUUGGUUUGUGAUAUGUGGUAUUUUCAUGUUAUGGUCCACGGAACUUCAUAUCAACAAAUACUUUGGUGUGAAUUUAAAACUCUUGGAUUUACCUUUGCCCAUGGUUUUAUUAAAUUUAAAAAAUAGUCAAAAGAACAAAAAAAAUUAAAUAUAGAGGCAACUUCCACGAAAGUUUCGAAAUUUUGUUGUUAUAAAAUCCUUUUUGGCUUCCCAGAAGGGUUCUUCGCAAAUUUCAAGGGAAGUGAAGCAGUGAAUUAAAACAGCUUUCAAGCAAACGGAAGUAAAAAUAGAACCGACUGGAAUUAAAAUUCUCUUGAAGAGGUGUUGAAACCGAGCCAUUUUUUGAAAUCGUUUGCUGAGUUAAUAGACAGGGAAUUAGGUUAGGACAAGGUCACAAAUGCAUCGUCAGAGAGUUUCUCCUAAUAACGAAAAUGACACCCUCGAUACCAAACAAAUGAAGAAUAUUUUUACCACGGUAAAAAUGUAUCUUCAGCACCUGUUCGUAAAAUUAUUCUUUUUUUAGGCUGUGGGUUUACAGAUAUAAAGCUGACACGCUGGUAUGAAAAAGGCGAAAAACGGAUAACUUUAGCAUUAAUAGCUGUAUUUGCAGUCAUUGACAUUUCAAGACAAACAACUCACAGCUAAAACAAAUUUAAAUUUAAAAACAUUUAGCCUGACUUUUAAAGGAAACGCUUCGUUAUGAGAGCUAUUCAUCAGCACUAACCUGUGAUAAUGUACUGAACUCCUUCUUAUUUUUGAACUUGACGAUAAAAAAAGAACGCCCAAAAUUUUACCUCCCCCAACACUAUGUUUCUGUUUAAAAAAUAUGCAUUUGUGUAUAUAAGAACUAAAAUGAUAAGAUGAUCAGUAAACAGCUAGAAGUUUACUGGGCUGUUUAACAAGACGUCUCUGUUAUUUUUAAAACUUAAGUCAGUUGCCUGUGUUUGCUCAUCCCUUUUUACCUCAGAAUAGCAAAAAAAAAAACCCUGAUAAAAGUUUUUCGACGUAUAAACUGAAGAAGGAACCGAGAAUAACUCAAAAUGGUGAUCAAAGAAAAAAUAAGCAAAAAAUAUCAGAUUUCGUUUAGUAAAAUCCUGAGAAUUAAAUGUUUUGCAUGUCCCAAACAGUUCCGAUCAGUCAGAUCAGAGGGUAAACUGCCGCUUAUAAGCCCCCCAGUUAUAAGCGACCCCAGUUAUGAGCCCCCUCGGUUAUAAGCUCCCCAGUUAUAAGUCCCCCUCUGUUAUAAGCUCCCCAGUUAAAAGCCCUCCCCCCAGCUAUAAGCCCCUCCAGUUAAAAGCCCCCCCCAGCUAUAAGCCCCCCAGUAAAAGGCCCAUCUACCUGUAAGCAAAAUAACACAUCCGAUUUUAACCCCCCCCGGAUAUAAGCCCGUCCGUUUAUAAGCCCUCCAAAAACCCCUUACAAAGAUGUGUAAGUUCAGUUCUUGUAAUCGGCAGCUUACAAAGAUAUGUAAGUUCAGUUAUUGUAAUCGGCAGCUUAUGGUGCAAAAACUCGGCCUCCCCGAAUAAACACAGAGCACAUCUUCACAAGCUAUCACGCUUGCUGAGAACAGAGAGUAUAGAAUGGAUUGCAUUUGCGUUAAGUUGUUGUUAUUUUCAAACGCAGGUGGUUUAAUUGCCAACAGCCUGGCCAUCAUGAACGAUGCUCUGCACCAGUUUUUUGAUCUAAACUCUUUGUUGAUGAGCCUCGCUGCUUCGUGGAUAGCACGAUGGAAACCAAACCAGAGGAAAACAUACGGCUACUACAGAGCUGGUAAUUGUUAACAUACACACGCCAAGAACGCGCACUAAAGUGAUUGAAUCCUCGAUUGAAAUUAAAUACUUUUCACGAAAAGGCCUUAGUCCUUAGCCUUACAUAAAAAUGCACUUUAGGCUGAUCCGCCCUUCCAGCACGUGCAACGGGGGAAAGGGCGCUUAAAGGAGUGCUUUACACUCGCCUGGGUAGUUAAGGCAACUAAAACGGCUUUGACCGUAUAGAGAAACGACCGCUAGGCCAUUCUGAUGAGCCUCAAUAAGGGCGAAGCAGCUGUCUAUUGCUGCUACUGCCCUGGUGACAUGUCUUUGCGCAUGCGUUAGGUACUGGUGGGUUGGUGUACGUGUGUCACUUGGUUUUUAGAGCCCACCAUGGAGCACCAUCAUGGUUAAUCAACUACCAAAAGAAGGUUGUCGCAGUGUAGCAACCGCCACUUGUGAAUUUCAAGUCACACACACAGAGUGUGUCAAUGUAUUUAGCACGAAAGUACUAGUAAGGACAAUGUUUUUACAUUCCCUACUGGGGACGGGACCCGGCUUCAUAAUGGGCCGUGGUCAUACAUCCGGGCCACCCGAAGUCGGUUAAAACUUUGAAAAUGCUCUGCUUUUAUAAGCGUUUAGUGAAAUCGAAGUUUUAUGCUGCCUAUUUGCGCUGUAGUCUUUAUGCUCAUACCAGUUUUCUUGUCGGUUCAAGUGUACUGAAAAUAACUCGCGCGUUUAACAAAGAUAAAAGUGAUAUAUAAAAACAGGCUACCCAGUUUUUCCUUCAUUAACGACUUGCUUGAUAAACGUUUUUCACAGAAAUUCUUGGAGCGUGCGCCGUUAUUCUGACGUUAUGGCUGCUGACCGGAGUGCUGGCGUAUGAAUCAAUCCUCAGGUUACUCCCAGGUUCCACCGGUCAUCAUAGUCACGUGAACCCUAAUGCAAUGAUACUUACUGCUGCGCUUGCCUUUGGUGCUAAUAUUGUGUAAGUACGUCUUAACACUGAAUAGGCACUAAUCCUAACUGUCCCAUUAUCAAAGUCCUUUUGGUGGCAAGGAAAUGUUCUAAUAUAAGAGAAGUAAUUAGCCUAAAUGACGCAUUUUUGCCACAGUAAACGUUCCUCUUGCAGUUUUGCUGUACAAUUAACUCUUUCUUAACGAACACUAAUCUAAAACUGUCAUGUACUAGGUGGUUUUAACUUUUGAGUUUGUGGAUGAAAUCCUCAAAUGUGACCAUUCAAAUGAAAGCUACUUAGCAGCACUUGCCUGUGGUACUGUUUAUUAUGCUGUACAAGGUGGUUUUAACUUUUGAGUCUGUGGAUGAAAUCCUAAAAUGUGGCCAUUCAAAUGAAAGCUACUGAGCAGUACUUUCCCGUGGUACUAUUUAUUAUGCUGUACAAGGUGAUUCUAACUUUUGAGUACAAACGAAAUGAAAUCCUCUAGUGUGACCAAUCAAAUGAAAGCUCUUUGGCAGUUCUUUCAUGUGGUACUAUUUGUUUUUCAACUCUCUACAAAAUGAAACUUGAAUAAUUUGUCUAAUUUUAACUUUGGCCACCUCUUGCAGUGAAAGUUUUUAAAACGUACGGGUUGUUUGUCAAGUGUAAGGCAAGAUGGUUACAAGGCUAGCCCUUAUCAACAUUGAUCGCAGGAUAUUUACAUUUUCUUAACCGUAUAAAUGUUAAAGCUAAACAUACAUUUUGUAUUGAGUCUUUUUAUAAUCAAAAUAUUUACAACUUUUACAGAUUGAUUGGUUGAUUGAUUAAUCGGUUCGAUUAAAUGUAUUGUUUUUUUCCAUUUGUAGAAUUAUUUGUUUGUUGAAUGUUCAUUCACAUCAUGGUGACCAUCACUGUGAAGCAAACAUUACAGUCAAGGCUGCAUUUCUUCACACUUUGGGAGACGUGUUUCACAGUUUUGCCGUACUUGUGGGUGCAAUUCUCAUUAAAAUCAAUGUAAGUACACCCGAAGCUGGUUAUCCAUAAUUCAGCUGUCCACGGCUGUUACUGCCCGCGUGAUAUGGCUAUGCGCAUGCGUAAAGUACUGCCUGGCCAUUCCGCGAAGUUGGUAGUGUGUACUUCUUUGUUAAAUUUGGUUCUUAUUUAUAUGACGUCUGACUGAAGCCUUCGUACUAGUAAUUGUUUCCGUUCCAGCUUCGUUGCCAAACCCGGAGCAAGAGCAACAAAAUCGCGCGGAAACGUUUGCUAGCUAGUCUGACAAGGGCUUAAGGCCCUGACACCUUCACAACUCAUUAUACGUUGUCCAUUGAAAUAAGAUAAAUGUGCUUUUCCAGUCUAUGCUCCACGCCUCUCUCUGUCGUGGUUACAACAAAUUAAGUCGCUGGCUUUAAAUAUAUAUUGCUUUUGUCGAUUCCAGUGUCAAUCUUUUGAGGAUGACUUAAAAAAUGAUGAGUGAAAAAUUGCGCAGACGCAUCAUUCAUUCCACGAUGUUCUCUCUCGCAGGGGAGUAUGGGACAUACUCUCUUGUCUAGCUUGUCCCUUUGUUUCUCAUCCUUUAUAUUCUUCUUGUCUCUCUAUAAAUUAUCCGCCUUUUUGUUUCUCCCUUCAUUUUCACUGGGAGUUUAGAACGGAAUCAGUUAUAUCAGUUGUCGCUGUUUACUGUAUCCUCGUUUCGAAAUAUUUGCCUAACUCGUCUUGCUUUGCUUUGCAGCCGACGUGGGAAAUCGCUGAUCCAAUUCUUAGCUUAUUAGGCGCAUGCGUGGUUCUUGCAUCUACUCUCACUGUUCUUAGAGACUCGAUCAAUAUCUUAUUGGAAGGUAAGAGUAAAUAUUAGGCAUCCUGUAUUAACGUUAAGCUUUGCGGGUAAAUAUUAACAAGUAUAGAGCCUUUCCACAUGUGGUCACGGCGGCCAUAUCGGUGUUGCAAUCAAAUCCCCUAGGAGUUGAACUCUUUUCUUAUGUAAAUGCAUUCUUUUGUUCCAAUAAAUUUGCAUAGACCGGCUGGCCAAGUGAGUGAAAAUGCUCUCUUCGGAUGCUAAGUGGUGUGAAGCAUAGAUUAUGGUGUCAGAGGUGGAGCGUUUAGCCCCAGGUAGUUGCGCCAUAGGGCGGAGAAGAGGGGAUGAACCUGAUUUCACAGGAAGGGUUAGGAGGGAUUGAGCUAGAUAGAUAGCCAUCUGAACCUAAAGAAAAAUUUUGAGUACGUACUUAAAGAACCUACAAAAUGAUUUAAUGUCUAAUCAGUGCAUUUUUCCUAUUUCGUGUUUCUUCAGGGGUGCCUUCAAACAUAAGACUUGCUGAUGUCAAAAACGAUCUGACGAAUACUGAUCAUGUGCUUGGUGUUCAUAGUCUACAUGUCUGGGCACUUACAACAAACAAGACAAUAAUGUCAGCUCACGUGGUCAUAGGUAUGUAAAUUUAACAUAGUCGCCGGCCAUCUUUCGCUCUUUUGCGUUAGUUAAAGUUUUGGCCAUGUUCACACUGGCUGUGUUGAGGCUAGACAGUCCGUUCCAAUCCUUUUGUGAUUUAUAAGACUCCAGGCAUGCUGCGCGCGCAGACCUCGGUGUAGUUGUGAAAACGUUCAGAUCGUGGGGACUGCUCAAAGAGAUGUGAGCACAAAAAAAGAUAACUCCUUCGCGCCACACUCCACUAUCCGAACGCCUGGAACAGGCUAGUCGUGAUACAAACCAUGUGCUUAAUUACCUGUAACGCUUUGGAGCGAGUUUCUCAUCGUAUCAUAAGUUUUUCAGAGCUGGUACAUUUCAAUUUCCACCCCGACAGUGAUUUAGUGUUUCUUUUUUUGAGAGAGGGGGGGAUGGGGGUAGGUUUUUCCUGACAAGUUGAAGUUUUACUAAGCCUUGAUGAGAUUGUGACUCGUUGUGUUGAUCGAAAUCGUGCUGACACGUGCAAGUCUGAUUCUUCAUUAAAGUUGUGUUUUUAACAAUCUGCGUUUGUGUGUGAGGCGCGUUUGGCCCCCGGACACGCUGUACCGGGUAGCUUUUGCGCUGGCACAAAAACGCCAGUACCGAAGCGAAACUGCGCCGCGCCGAUUUCGAAGUGGAGCGUCACAUAUCGGAUAGGUUCUGUGCCACACAUUGGUGUAGUGUGAACAAGUGUGAACAGGUAUUCGGGCGGUAGCGGAAGUGAAUAAGUUCGAGCGAGGAUUGGAAUCCACUGAGACGGAAGUAAAUAUUCAGGAGUGAGGACUGGGAUUUAGUUCACCAAGCCCUCUCGGCCAAUCACUACAGUUCGAUGUGCGUGAACGACUUGUUUUAGUUCUGUACCGUUGCUGCUGAUACUACAAGACCGUCAAUUUCUGAAGCAAUGUAAAAACAGUAAAAAUCAGAACUUAUUCCAGGGUUUUAGGGACCUUAACCUAAUAGUCCUAAUCAACGCACUCAAGGAAAAUCAGUCGAAAUCAGCCAGUCUUGGCCAAUGCCUCAAGGAGGUUUCGUAGUGCUCGAAGGCUCCAUUGAAUGUGAGACUUGCAUCUGUCAGAGGUACAGUGAAAUUCCCACUAAACGGACACCCGCUUAAGACGGACACCUCAUUAUUACGGACAGUUUGCUUUGUCCCUGGGGUAAGAAGACCCUAACAUUUUCUCUUAAUUCAAACCGCUUAAUACGGACACUCCGUUAAAACGGGCACUUUCUAUGGCCCCCUUACUGUCUGUAUUAACUUGGUUUGAUUGUACUUGAGGAAUAAAAAGUGAUUCGUAGGCAAACUGAAAUUUGCUUUCUUCUUUUUCUACAGAUCCCAGAGCGGAUGUGAACUCAUUGUUAGAGGACGCAACGAAGACAUUGUCAGAGAAAUACAACUUUCACAAGUCUUGUUUACAAGUGGAAAUUAAACGAACAGAAACUAGGAGUAAUUUCCACCAAAAUAAUACUGGAUUAAUGGCCGAACAAUAGACUAAACAAAGAAAUUAUAUAUUUUCUCGCUUAUUUGCGAAGGAAACUUUCCUCUUCCUACUGUUUUUUUCUCGGUUUUAAGGGAUCCUACUUCUGGACUACAAGGAUCCCCACUAGGGACAAUCCGGUAUAUGGAUGGUUAUUUUCGGCAUCCCACAACUCGUGAACACUUUCAAUCCCGAAUCUCGCCACCAGUUUGCUUUAAAAUCCCGGCGAAUGCCCUCCUUCAAAUAAGGCGAACUCCGUGUCCCGAAAACCCUUUUGGAGACCCUCGACUACCGUAGCUUGUGAUCAGGCCUUCUGGUUAGAAAUAGAAGAGAAAAUCCCUUCCCAUUACUAAAUUUCUUCCCCUCACAUCUCGCCUUUUCAGCCUUGUUCCCCAAGGAUAGCCGGUUUACAGGCUGCCUCCAUUUGUACUACCAGAAGGAAUCGUUUUCAGAUUGCAAGAUGCAUGUAAGGAAAAUAAAACCGAGUUCUUGAAACUCGAAAAGUGAACCCAGAUUCUGAGUUUGGAAAAUGUUGCUUACAAUGCCCGCAUAUAAAAAAAGUAUUUCUUUUGAGCUUCUCGUGAAAGUUAACCCAGCCUGUUAGCUCCUGUUACAGGCCAGUCUCAGAUGGUAUAAGUCGAUAAAAGGACUACUAUCAGAUAGUAUGGGCUAUUCGGGCGUAAUUUUACGCCUGCUCUCGAAAUAUCGCCACUACAAGGAAGCGAAAUUUAUGAUCUUGAGAGGUGUCGGCAAUUUAAAUGUUUAGUGCCCUUGGGAGGCCGUGUUUUUUCUCCUGAUAGCUACAUGUAACUGGCUGUGUCGAAAGUAUGUCCACACGUCUCCGUCUAAGUUUGUAGAAGUAUACUUUCAAAUUUAUGCGUCAUGGCUUCCGUCAGAAGCACCUAUAUGCUUCUGCUUUCGUCCAAAAGUGAAACCGAUCUCUUCAUAGAAAUAGAUAUAUAUUAUUAAACGCAAAAAUACGUCUUAAUAGAAAAGUUUGUAUUUUAGCCGCGGGACUUGCACGUACGUAAAAACCUCGAUAUAAUGAAGGGCCAAGGGAUUGGCAAAAAUAUGUUCGCAAAACGAGGUUUCGCCAGUGAUAUUGAGGCCCCGGGGGGUACUCCCUAAUAUGGGCUAUAUAGGUAUGUGCGGCCCCAAAGGGUAGGGUUUUUCAGCCGUUUUGGUCAUAAACUGGGUAUCGAUUUUGGCUAUUUUGCCGCCAUUUUGGUCAUAAAUAGGGUAACGAUUUUUGCACUGUAGUCUUGAAUGCACUUUUUUAGAAGAAGCUACUUCCUCAUCAUGUCCCCCUAACCUAAUAAAAGCAGAUAAACAUUGCCUUUAACAUUGGCCUGAACUAGGGAAAUAAUUAUAAGGCAGGUCUGAAACAGGGUAUUGAUUUAAGGGUCAGGUCAUAAAUAGGGUAUCAAAUUUUUGGUUAGGUCAUAAAUAGAGUAGGGAAAAUCGCAGAUUUUGGUCAUAAAUAGGGUAAGGGUUUUGGGAAGCGGGCCGCACACCCCUACCCAAUUUUUCUGCGAGUACCCCCCCGGGUAUUGAGGUUCUUUUCCAUAUAUUUUGCUAUAAAUGAGGCGAAGGGCAUCGUUUGCUGUAUUAAGGACUCGUAAUACCCUUGGUUUCACCGUAGACUGAUGCAGUUUUUGCCGAUUCGCUGCAAUAAUGUUAUUGCGUUGAUGCAACAAUUCUCAUGUGCUUAAGGUAAUGGUGUUUGAUACUCCUUGAGGAACCAUAACGACGUACGUUUGUAUGUGCCUAAUACUCAAAUUGCUAUGAUAUUCCUGAAUUCAGCGUGAUUUUGAAUCCUUGUUUAAGUAAUACAUAGAAUAGUAUGAAACAUUAUUCUAAAAAAUGAGUCGAUCAAAAACUUUCAAUUUUCUAGUAAGCUACUGCCACGCUUUCUUCUACGCGUACGAGGCUCCAGAAAUUAAUCAAAACUACGUCUUUUAUUUGCCAAAGUGCUGUUUUUGACGGUUGAUACGUUAAGAACAAAGGCUUCAAAAGUCACGCUUUAUUGAUUCUUAACAAACGUAAACAAUACAGCGAAAUUAUCUUAACGGCAGCAUAAAAAACUGCGCGGUUUUUCCUGAAAUUAUCAUUUUAUGUCGAGCGCGCCAGCCUAAUGGACCAAAAAAAUGUAGGCAGCCAGGCAAGGAAGAAGUGGCUUGCUUGCAAGCUUGCCAUGAAAAAGUCAUAGCUUGGAAAAUAGAAUAGCCAAUAUACUGAUCAAGAGGAAGGUGAAGGAUUCAAAAAUAUCUGUCUUGGUCGACUGACCUCUCUAAGAUACUUUCGUUAACUUGUGCAGAGUUCAUCUAUAUCCCGAUUGGAGCAACUUGUGGACAAUUUGGUUGAUAGCCACGAUUCAAAGGCUAAAAAUUCCAAAAGGUAAGUUACUCUCCGGUUUAAAAGCAGGAAUUAUUAUCAUUAUUUAACAAUUUUUAACUGAAAACGGUUUUUUCAAACAUUAACGGUAACGGAUGAUGUUGUACUUAAGCAUGAGUGCAUGUUAGUGUACUGUAUGGAUUGGCUCGCAAAAAGUUCGGUCGCGUUGAUGGAAAAGCAAAGUUGAUUUUUCUUUUUGUACUUCAUAAGUAUCUUAAACUUCAUUUAAAUUUUGCCUUUUUGCUGUCAAGGAAAUAUAGAGGCAAAAUCAGAAAACUGUAUGAUAAGAAUUCGAAAAAUCAUUUGCACACCAUGUGACUGGCAAGUUAGAAUUUAACCGCUGUUAAAAAGUUUCUCUCUUGAAAUAUAGUUUCAUAAAGUUUUUCAGAGAAAGGUCUGCUGUAAUUUCUUUGAUUUUUUCAUAUCCUACAAAGUCGGCCCGAAUGGGGCGCCAAAUUGCAAAAUGACCAAAAAAUUUAACGCAUUUGUUUACAUAAUGCCUUUGUUCUUUUGUCUUAACUUGGAUAGAUGCAGUUGAUGGAAAACGUCUUAUUUUACAAUAGAAAACAGAAAAUGAAAUAUGUUAGAUGAAUGAAAUCAAUGCUUUUGAUUGUAUUUUCAAGAUAUCCUUGCGCCAUAUACAACAUAUCAAUAAAGUAGAGACCCUUUUCGAAUGUCUCGUCUGCCUUAUUAGUAUGCUAAUAAUUAGAUCAAAUAUGAUGUCACACCACACCGCGUUUUCAUUUUGGCGGGAAAUGCAUUUUUCUUAUACUGAUUUCGACGAGCACAUUUUAUUUUCUAGAAUUCACGUCUUUGACGGGUAGAAAAUAAAAAAAAAAGUUCCCUAUUCAUUUCAUAUCGGCUUUCGAAAUUUGCAUUCAGAGAAGAGUAUUCGACUUAAGUUCUAUAUACCUUUACAAUAAUUUCUCGCACAAAAUGUAAUUAUGCGUGAGGCUCGUUUUGCAGCGCGCUUCUAGCCUUGAUUUUGCAAAAAGUCGAAACUUAGUGGAAAAGUAUUUUCUCCUUUCUCGUAUAACCGUCUUUUGUUUCCUUGUUAGCUUGUUGUUAAAAGCUCUAAACUCUAAAUUGAACACGAUUGGACUAACAUUAACUUUGACUUUCUAAUGAACCGUGCGGAAUUUGCAAAGUUUCGCAAAAAUUGAAAAUUAAUCAGAGAUUACUGAAAUAUCUUAUAAUUUCAACAAAAAGUUCGUAUCAGCAUGUUUGAACUCAACAAAAGUACAUACAGUUUUGUGAAGAAGUUGGUACACUAUUAUGGAUGUUGUUCAAGAAAUGCUGGCUGCCCCAGCAAACAUUCAUUGUCUGUUUUUGGAACUGCAGAAGUCUCAACAGCGGUAUAAUUAUGUGCAUUUUUAAAGUACGCUUUGAACUCCGAUUUUUAAAAUUUCUAUCAAGGGUAUAAGAACUUAAAAACGUCAAUAAAACAAAAUAUAUGAAUAUUGGAGGGAAUCUCUCAAAUUUCGAGUGACAGUUUGUUCUGUUAAAAGCCUCAUCAGUUAAAAAAUAAGGCAACGCAACACAAUUAUUCUAAUGCUGGGUAAAUAUUAGUAGAGUGUAGUUCUAUGUUGUCUAAUUAAAAGUUUUUCGUAUACUUGGAGUAGAGUAGUAUCAAAAAAUGAACAUAGAGAUCUGACUAUGUGUCAAAUGAUCGCCGUGUAGGAGGUUAAAAACAAUGGGAAAUUAUGAAUUAACUUCUCCUAAAAAUGUCGUCACGAUCGCUUACAAGAGCCUGGUCACAGUGGUGAUCAUUUUUUUCGAGAUGUUAGAACUACAUAAGGCUUUGAAAGAAGAUUUUAGUCUAUUGGAUAGCUAUAGGUAGUCGCUAUCGGUUAACGAUAGUUUGCCUUUUAUAGCGGAGCUUACGCGCACGCGAAGAGCGCGCAGCGGAGCAUCAUGGGAAAAAAUGGUAACCUAUACAUGAUUGAAAUUUUGGUGAUCACGUGAUCGUUAGUACGUCCGUCCACCCCCUACAUGUAACCAAUGUUAAAUGUCACAUUUACUACAAGCACUGUACCAAAUGGAAGGAGCCUUUGAACAUGAAAAAUGACAAUAGCUUGUCAGUUAAAUAUGCCAUCCAUAUGAAGAUGAAUUGACAGCUGUCAAAGUCGAGUCUUUUUUCCGACUAAAUUUCUACAAACGUGGAACACAUACGACAUUUCCUCCGUAAAACGUGUAAUUGGGAAGUUUCACGUUGUAGUCGUGCAAAACAACGGGAAAGAAAUGUACAAAAAAGGUGUGCUGCACGUGCAAAGUUGUUUUUUGCUCAUUAGACCUAUUGUUUUGUCCCCUUUUUUGCCUAUCUAGUUGCCUUUUUGCCAUUUAGAAUUACAUAAUUUUAUUUUUGUUUGUGUAAAAUGUAAGUACAUUAAAGAGAACGUCGCUUUUAGCCCUGGUGAAGCCUAUAUAUUACGGCUAACUACUAGUUUAUUUCCUUUCCGGUUAAAAAAGUUAUUUGAUAAAAAAGAAAUAUUUUUAUUGAUAUGAAAUAUAAAUUCAAGGUCCUAUUAUGAGACAAAUAUAAGCCCUAGAAGGAAAGUUAGAGUGCGCAAAGUUUUUUCAGAUGACCAUUAAUACUUUAAGAGUUGACUUCAGCUUUUACGAUUGACGGUUAAAAUUUUUCAGUGGCCGUUUUGAUGGCUAUCGGAUAAUUUCAUGGAGACUCUUUCUCCAAAUUGGCGCAUCCCUCUUCGACGAACUCAUCUCGGAGAAAAAAAAAUCUUAAAUACUGUCGAACCUCCAUGUGAGACCACCUCUCGUAAGCGACUACCUAUCCAAAACGCCAAAAUUUUCCCAGCGAAAUCAAUACAGUUGUAACCUUUUGUGAAGGACCACCUCUCGUAAGCGACCGCGACCAUGCACUUAAUUUGGGGAUGACGGCGUUAGAAUUUUCCGUUGUUUUUAUUCUCCUAUAACCGACCACUUAAGUUGUAUGUACUACACUAAUAGGAGAAUGAGAUGUACUUUAAGUGACAACAUGAGACUACACAUAUCGUUAUUUAGAAACUGCAUGAAGUGAGUUUUCUUGCAAAAUUUAGAUUCGCUUAGUCCUCUUCCUCAUUGUGGUUCGAGUCUACUAAGCGACCACACCUCCGUAAGCUGACCACUAACUCUUCGCAUUUUGGGAGGUUGCUUACGGAAGGUUUGACUGAAUACGUUUUCACGUUUUUGAGACGUAGCUACUUCAUCAAUACCCGCUUCCGUGAGAACUGGCAAAUUACCGUAAAUCCUCUAUUACCCCCCGGGAGGUUAUUUUUUCAAACACAUUUGAGGGGGGCGCGGCUUAUUAGAGACUCGGGGCUUAUUUGAAAGGAGGGAGGUUAUUUAAUUUAGCAAAGACGAUGGCUUCAGUUCUACGUAAGGAACUAGAAUGCAAAGUGGAAAAGAUCCAAUACAAGAAGUUGGAGGUCAUGCAGCCCAGGAUCAAAAACAAUGCCGAACUUCCAGCUGGUAAAUAAACCAUCCGGGAUCAGUCCACACGACGUUCUACAGUCGUGAUCGAUUAAAACAGACUAUCAUUGAUUAGUGAAUAAUAAUAAUGAUGAUCAUGAUAAUAAUAAUAAGGGGGAGGGAGAGGGGCUUAUUAGAGGGGGAGGGCUUAUUUGAGAGGGGGGCUUGGUAAAGGAUUUACAUUACUAUUGCAAAGAAAGUUGAAUCCUUUGUUUUUUAGGACUGCGGAUCACUUGACCAUGAUCGUCGACAGAGAGCUUGUUUUAAUUGUCAGCCUCGUUCUAUCAGUUAUAAUCAUCUUGUACAUCAUCCUUGUAAUGAAGUUCGUUCUGAGAAAGGCCCGACAGAAGACUAAGAAGGAGUACGAUGAGCCGGCGGCAACAUCCUUUCUUGAUCACCUCACCGUGUGGUAUCCAAGGAAAUUCGCGUCUACCAAAUGCAUUCCAGUACAGCCUAGAACAUAUGAGGAACUACAAAGGGUAUUUAAUUUUGUUUAUUGGCAAAUCAGCAGGCAACACUUUUUAAUAAAGUCCUUUUUUGGGGGGGGGGGGGAAUUCCACCUCCGCUCUCUCUCAGUAGCGAGCUCAAGGAAUCACGAUGGCGACGGCGGCGUAAACUUCAUUUUUUUUAAAAAAACAAAAUGUGUUAGGCGAAUAGCCCGGGCUGUGAGGGUAUGGUUUUCAAGCAGUUUACUCUAGGAUAGGGUAUAUAAAUCAGAACAUUUGGGGCUAGAAUAGGGUAUCAUUUUUCAGGAAAAUGAUCAGUUGGUUGAAGAUUUUAUCUAGACUAGCGAAACAGCUACUCUAGGAAGGGGGGGAUUUGGGGAGUUUACUCUAGUAUAGGGUAGCAAAAUUUAGCUGAACUAGCUCUGGUAUAGGUUAAGGGUUCAAGGGUCCCAGCGGCACAUCCCCACCCAGAAAUUCCUAAAGUACCCCCCCCCCCCCCGGGGUGAAUAGGCCAUUUACGAAUUGCCCUAAGCCUCUGUUUCAAAGCGAGGCAAAGUGCGAAACAGGCAUUAAUAUGAACAUGAAUUUUUAUACUCAUGCAGGGUAUGAAGUGAGAGUUUUUUAAACUCGGAAAUAGCCUAUUGUAUAGUAGACUGCAAAACAGUCCGUAUUUUUGCGUAUUCAAGUACGCGCGAGCAGUCAAACAAAAGGUCUGGAAUGAGGCUGAAAACAGAGAGCGAGAAUGGGGAGAGACGCUCUCACACGCCCUACGGGCGUGUGAGGCUCGCGCGCGUAAGACUCUUACGCCACGCUUUACCGAUUUCUUUACUGAUUUUGAGAAAAAAACCGACUGUUUUGCAGUCUAAGCCUAUUGGGGACAGGGGCUUUUUAUAUUUUGCAGCCCUCAAGUUCCUUUUUCCUUCGUUAUUAAUAUAAAAGUGAUAUGUGACACAAGUGUAAGAUUAUUUGCAGAGCGAAGAAAAGUUAGCAGAAACAGGACCUGCCACCACCUCACCUGACAAAUCAGCAGGGAAAAUAAAGUUCUCUCUACAAUACGAUUCAAUGAGGUAGCUGUACUUUCUGUUAUGAUAGACCUUUGCAGUAGUCCUGAAGAAAAAGGCAACAACUCGAUGUUUGCUGGGCGAGAAAGUUCUGUUAAAAAUGUUUACGCUUGAUUAUUUGUUGUUUCCUAAUUCCUUAAAGUCGAAUUAAGACUUUGUUAAGCAGAAGUUCCUGACCAAAUGCUAAAACAAAAAACCCGGGUUUUCUUUUUGUCUGUAAUUGUCAAGUUCGGUAGCUUGUGAGCCUCGAAUCAAGAUGUGAGGGUAAGGGAGAAGGGGAACAUCCAAGAACGAGGUAGUCUAAUUUUUUUUUCUCUGCCGGUACUUUUGGGCCCCCACAUCCUCAACGGCAAGCAAUGUGAUUUUUAGUCCCUUUGAAUCGCAAAAUUCAUGGACCUCAGUAUAAAUAAUAGCUUCUAAAUAUUUCUUAAUAAUUUUUUAUUGAGAGAAGUGAAAACAGGGGAAUAAAAUCCCCGGAUCGAGAGUCUUUCUGUCGAAACCAAUUUCAUGAUGAUGCUUUUUAAAGGAGCUAUGUCAUACAUUUCGCUAUCUUUUUAAAAAGCUAAAACUUUUCUCGCAUCCAUUGAGUUCUGUGAGUUUCAAAAAUAAUGGUCAAGUUUUGUUAUUUAAGACUCUAUUUAGGUACCUUAACUGUUUUGUGUCACCUAUUGCAAUGGAUGGCACGGAUGCACAUGGAUUAAACUUGAAAAAGUUGGGUCAACGUAACUUUUUCAAGUUUCAAUACUUUGCCUACAAAAAUCACUAGAAAAAUUCAUUAUGGUUAGUGCUCUUCUGAUGAAAUUUGUUUGGUAUCUUCUUUAUACAGCUAUUUCGAGAAAGGUUGUCGGAAAAAUGUGCACGCGACAAUACCGAAUUGUAAUAUUGGAUAUUAUCAAUACACUGUUCCUGACACCGUAGCUGUCGAACCUACUUUUAUUGCUUUCCUUUGGCACUUGCAAACAUUUGUCCGUCGUUUCUCGUACCAUUCUUUCAAAUUUCUUUGAACAACAGUGAACUUAAAACUACCCACAAUACCUUUCGGGAUUGUCGCGUGCACUUUUUCCGACAACCUUUCUUGAAAGAGCUGUAUCUCUACUGGAGGGUUCGUGUUUAGUUAAGGGUACUAAGUAACGACAUCAGCACAAAAUUAACCUAAAACAGCAAUAUCCUCGAGCGACUUAGCAUUUAUAUCGGUCUCUGUAUUUGUGCGCAGGUCAACACUAAUGGUGAUCAUUCACAAGGUUCAGUUACACGAACUUCUUUCCAACGAAAACGGUGAUAUAAACUACUACGUUACAAUCAAAAUUCUGCCCCUUAAUCACCGCUCAUUCCAGACAAAAGCCGUCAGACAGUGCAAGAGCCCUGAAUUUAAGGAGAAGUUUGAGUUCCGGGUGGCGUACGAGAAGUUGCAGGUUCAGAGCUUGAAGAUGACGUUAUGUUGUUUUGAUCGGUUCUCACAACACGAACCCCUUGGCGACCACACCGUGCAUCUUGCUGAGCUUGAGGCACGCGGGCUUAGUCUGUCAAGAGAGAUUCUGCUGUUCCGUGACAUUCACGCGGUUCCAAAGGUAUUAUGGAAAAUGCGGGGUUUUUUUUAUAAGGAAUUUUAUCGUCCUACAUGUACAGUCAAACGUGUGUAUCACCUUUGUGCCGGCCAGUUAACUUUUGAAUGGGUCAGCUUUUGAAUGUAGAGGGGUAUAUGAAACGUUAUAGCCUGUACACAGACGUUGUUCUAUUUUUCUUUUCGUUCUUUUCGAAAACAUCAGCGAGAGCGCGAGAGCGAGAGGGACGCGCGAGAAAGAAACGCCUAUUUUCUUCUUCCCCAUGCCUACUCAUCCCUUGCGCUGGCGGUCAUUAAAUCUUUCAGGCUUUUUAGUUUUUAUCACGCGCGCUCGACGGACUUUGAAGAGAAAAUAGAGGGUCUGUGAACAGGCUAGAAACGUUAAGGAAAUCAUCUGCCAUUGUGAUCUGUAAAACAGGCCCAAGAGGGCUAACAGACGCAUUUUAUGGCGGUGAAAAAGGCGAGAAAACUUUCUCGUUUUGCGAUUUAAGUUCAUAUUUCAAAGUCAGUACAUUUACAAUAGUUGAAAGGGAUACAAACUUCUAAUUAAAACUAGGUAUGUGAAAGGGGUACCCUUAAUGCAAAAAGUGGUUUACAAAGGGGUAAGGGGUUUUACCUCGGGGCGGAGCCUCCCGCCUUAUAGAGGAUGAUUGAUGUAAAGAGCUUGCCUAGCGCAGAGAGCAAAGUGAUACCUCGGUAAUUUGCGACUUUGGAUCGAUCAUCCUUUUUGUGAAUAGGUACAAUGAGGCCAAAACUCCAAAGAGCAGGGUAUUUGCCAGUAUCUAAGAUUCGAUUAAAUAAAUUUACUAAAUAAAAACAAAACUUUGUUGAGUACCCCCCCACCGGGCUGUCGUGCAUUUACUUUUCGUCCCAUGUUUGUUUCUGAGAUCACCCAGCGUCCCCUUCAAAAGUUGGAAAUGAGGGAGCUGCAUAUAAAGAGAUAUUAACCCCAAAUAUAAGGAUAUUAGUGCCCCUACACUUCUAAAAAGAAAAGACAUCACUGAUCAUUACAUUCUCACACAAAUGUGUUCAUGUGUAAUAAUGUGGUACCGUUUUAUAAGACAAUGUUUUUUUUAGAAUGAAAUUAAUCAAAUAACUCGAUAGGGCCUGGAGUGUCUUGGUAUAACUCUGAGCCGCAAAUUUCCCCAGGAAAUCUAUUUUGAGGUGUCUUUUAAUUGUUUAUUUUUCAGGCUUCGGGUGUUCUCGGAGAACUCAUGAUCUCCCUGGGAUAUCUCAGACUUACAGAGCGACUAACAAUAGUAAUAAUAAGGGCAAGAAAUCUUCCGCAAGCUGAAGAAGCAGAACUGGAUCCAGGCAAGUGAAUGAUUUUAUUGCUGUAGAAAGAACCAACAGUCAAGUCUGGUUAGCAAAUGUCUGCUUGACAAAGAACUUGCAAGAAAAGAAUAAAGCAAGGUUACGGCCAGACAGUUAGAAGAUAAUUAACAAUUAUUGGACGAGGUUGAGAUAACUGAGUUCAAUAAUUGUUUUAUCAUUCGAUCACCGAGUUUAUUUUUUAAUCUCUUCGGGAAACGAAGCGAUCUGCCAUGUUUACACAACAGCGAUCGCAAGAGGGAGAAAAGCGUGGUUUCAUUUACGCAUGAGCAGAAUAUUAUUUGCAGCCAAACACUUAGCCAAACACAGUUGGACGACAUUGGGCAUGAGCAGACCAUUAUUUGUAGGCAGUUAUUUGCAGGUCACGUAAUGGGCUUUCGGCCAAUGAAAAGGAAGAAAAUUUUGCCUCGAAUGAUAAUUAACAAUUUUUGGAGGAGGUUGCGCAAAAUGUCGUGAUUUGUCUGUAGCAAGCAGAUCAAUUAUUUGCCUCAGCCUUCGGCUUCGGCAAAUAAUUGAUCUGCGAGACACUGACAAAUCACGAUAUUUUACGAUAAUCGAGUUCAAUAGUUGUUUUAUCAUAAGAUCACCGAGUGAUCACGCAAGAGUGAUCGCAAGAAGGAGAAAAGCACGGUUUCCUUUACGCAUGAGCAGAAUGUUAUUUGCAGCCAAACACUGUUGGACGACAUUGCACAUGAGCAGACCAUUAUUUGUAGGCAGUUAUUUGCAGGUCACGUGGUGGACUUUCGGCCAAUGAAAAGAAAGAAAAAUUUGCUUCGAAUGAUAAUAAUAUUUAUUUUCUUACGUUUUUUGAAACAAUUUGAAACUCUCAUUCUUCACCUUAAUUUGCCUUGUUUGAUUAAAAAUAUUGCAAGAAUCAUUAUUAUUUUUAACGCUAACUGGCCCUGUAUAAUUUCUUUCCUAGCUGCAUACGUUGAAGUGUCCCUCAUUCAUGAAAGUAGAGUACUAAAGCAGAAGAAAACUCUUACAAAAGACCCAAGUGGCAACCCAGUCUUUAACGAAACCCUGACUUUUCACAUACCAGUAGGAAUUCUCCAUCAAACAAGUCUUUUAGUGGCCGUGAAAAACGAAAAUGCUCAGAGGACUGAGGACCAGUUACUCGGGAGGAUAUUUCUAGGGCCAACGGCCACUGGGAACCAAUUUGAACAUUGGAACGAGAUGCGAAUCAACAAUAAGCCAAUAGCGCGCUGGCAUAAGCUGCUUGAUUGACAUUUGAUUGUUGCGCGCUGGCGCUCGACGAUAAUAGUGUCUUUUCAUGCGUAAUUUUGUAACCAUAGCUUGCCCAGCUCGGCGCUCGUCUCUCGCGCUAUGCCUUCCGUUUUGCGCUCGGUUAAAGAGCACAAGAUAGUGUAGCCGAUCGUUUAGCUAUCAAAGUUAGGUAGAACACUAGUGAAAUGAGGUCUAUUUAAUUUCUAUGUAGACUGCAAAACAGUCGGUUUUUUCUCAAAAUCAGUAAAGAAAUAAGUAAAGCGUGCCGUAAGAGUCUUAGGCGCGCGAAGCGCGCGAGCCUCACACGCCCUAAAUACGGACUGUUUUGCAGCCUAAUUUCUAUGGGAAAAAUGAGGCAAAAUAAGUUAGCACAAUAAACUUUUGUACCAGUUUCAUCAUAGGGUGCUUAGGGUGGAUGAUAGCAGCUCCCCAGACCGAAAAAAUAGUGUAGUUUCCAUGCGCUAGAGAAGCAGUUUAAAACAAUUUUGGCUAUAACACUUUGAGCUGAGGAUAGAAUUAACGUCCUUAUUUUGAGAAGAUGUUAGCCUCAAAAAGGUAAUUAUAAUGUUCAUAAAUUACACGUGUAAAAUUAGGAUUUAGCAAGCCUGUACAACUUUUACCUCAUACCCUAAGAGGAAGCCAAGGAAGCUUCAGCGACAACAGUGCAUGCUUCAAUGUUUAGCCUCUCAUUAACUCUUGUUUUCCAAUCACCAGUAAUUCUUCUAGAUUUCCCACUUGAAGCACAUUGAAUACAACGCAGUAUUGGCUAAACUUCCAGCCUGAGCUGUGUUAUUAAGAUGUUCUUAAGCUUUUUAAGAUUGUAAACAAAGGUUUCUAUGACAAAAAUAGUGUAAAAUUGUUCAUCUUGAUGAAAAGCGUCGACCUACGGCGUUUUAAAGUUAGUCCCCAAUGCGGGCCUACGAAAGUUGACAGUUAAGAUUAACAUUUUCAAACAUAAUUAACUAGACUAUACAUGUACUUGCUAUCUAAGAAAACCAGUAUCCUUGUCGCUUCCACUAAGAUGCUUGGAAUUAAAACUAAAGGUUCGUUGUGUUUUGAAAACGGAAAUGUACGUAAAAACAUCGCGCACAGCUGAAAUAACUGCAGCUCCCUAUUGUUAUUGGGACCACUGUGGGAAAAUGUUCCUCUAGGUCGCGAUUCUGAUUAAAUGAUGGUAUGAGAGAGUGAAAUUUAAUUAGGUUGAAUAAAACAUUGGUAGUCGUUUCGCCCCAUGUAAUGGAAUUUA
Porites lobata is the source of this 19960-nucleotide messenger RNA. Lineage: Eukaryota; Metazoa; Cnidaria; Anthozoa; Scleractinia; Poritidae. The record is from the annotation of a GenBank genome assembly.